Molecule: messenger RNA, 414 nt
Organism: Eupeodes corollae
Lineage: Eukaryota; Metazoa; Arthropoda; Insecta; Diptera; Syrphidae
Exons: 1
Coding region: 1-414 (137 amino acids)
Biological process (GO): DNA integration
Molecular function (GO): nucleic acid binding
Source: RefSeq, a predicted model, not a curated record
AUGGAUAAAGACAUAGAGGAAAUGGUGAUGAAUUGCUCAAACUGCCAAUCAACGCGACCCGAGGCACACAGUUGGGAAACACCAUCUAAACCUUUUGAUCGAGUGCAUGCAGAUUUUGCUGGUCCGUUUAUGGGGCAGUACUAUUUUAUAUUAGUAGACGCUUUUUCAAAGUGGCCAGAAGUGCACGUUUUACCGAAUAUAACUGCUGAAACUACAAUACGAAAAUGCCGAGAGAUAUUUUUAACCUUUGCAUUACCAAUCACAUUUGUUUCUUAUUGGGGGCCUCAAUUCAUGUCAUCAGAAUUCCAAGAAUUUCUAAAACUAAAUGGAAUUCAUCAUAAGCGUGGAGCACCUGACCAUCCAUCGACGAAUGGUCAAGCGGAGAGAUACGUCCAGACAAUAAAAAUAAUUUGA